This is a messenger RNA of Eremomyces bilateralis CBS 781.70, 1193 nucleotides long. RefSeq lists its product as uncharacterized. The record is from RefSeq and is a predicted model, not a curated record. Gene Ontology annotation, molecular function: arylformamidase activity. The transcript has 6 exons. Lineage: Eukaryota; Fungi; Ascomycota; Dothideomycetes; Eremomycetales; Eremomycetaceae. Bases 97 to 1065 code for a protein of 322 amino acids.
GGGGUGAGACGGAAAUCAGUAGAUAUAGUAUGUGUUGACUAGAUUUGAGAGCAGUCUCCUCUCAAGUUAGAGAUACCUCGAAGUGCUUCAAUCAUCAUGGCUAUUCCGAAGCUACCAGAUUACAAGGAUAUGCCCCCAGUUGAGGGGAUGCCCCAUGGAACCGCGUGGGGCUUGUUCGACAAGGACGGAGAGAAAGACGAAGUCGGGACUUUCAACUUACUCACCCCCGAAGUGGUUAUAAAAGCAUCGUCGGAGAUUAAGACUGGUAGAAGUGUCGUCUUGAAUUGGAGUCUGGACCGAAUUUUCAACCCCGGAUUCGGUCGAACGAAGUUUCAGCAUAAGAUCCUGGAUUGGAGGGAGAAGAUCGAGGAAUAUUCGUACGAUGAUGAGAUAACGAUCAAUACCCAGUCCGGAAGCCAAUGGGAUGGUCUCCGACAUUAUGGGUAUUCUCAGAAUGGACGGUAUUACAACGGUGUCCAUCACGACGACAUACCCAAAUCGAGCCAUCUCGGAAUUGAUUACUGGAGCAAAAGGGGAGGCAUUGUUGGCCGCGGCGUUUUGAUCGAUUACUGUGCAUGGGCAGAGAAGAAGGGCAUCCAAUAUGAUCCCAUGUCUCGCCAUUGCAUCAAGCUUGAUGACAUGAAGCAAAUCGCUAAAGAACAAAACAUCGAAUUCCGCCAAGGAGACAUCCUCAUUGUGAGAAGUGGGUGGAUCAAGUGGUACGAAGAAGCAACGGAUGAAGCAAGAACUGCAAAGGUCUCCAACGGCCACGAGUACGUUGGAGUUGAGGGCUGCCCAGAGACGAUCGAAUGGCUCUGGAACAAUCAUUUCGCGGCAGUGGCUGGAGAUGCUAUUGGAUUCGAGGCAUGGCCGCCGAAAUUUCCCAAUCGGCUGCAUGAUCAUCUAUUGGCACUCUGGGGAAUGCCGAUCGGCGAAUUGUGGGACCUUGAAGCGCUGAGCGAGGAGUGUCAACGACAGAAUCGUUGGUCAUUCCUCCUCACAAGCGCACCUUUGAACACGCCUGGAGGGGUCGCAAGCCCUCCAAAUGCGAUUGCCAUCUUCUAAAUAUGCAGCCAGGGACUCAUAGGUGGCAAUAACCCCGUUGGAUAUUGUAUACCGAUGAAAUGGGUGGAUAAAUGUAGUGGUGGGGGUUUUCAAAACAGUACUGAUUAUGUAUGAACACGAAAUGAAAC